AUGCCCUCCCGUUCGAACAACCACCAAAAGAAGAUUAAUCAGUGGCGACACUGGACAAACAAAGUCAUUCCUUCCUUGAUCGCUCCAUACCUUGCAUACUUGCACAAAUCAACUUCUCUUUGCGAUCGAAUUGAACUGCAGCCAGAUGAAGUUGCUGCCUUUCAGUGUAGGUCCUCUUGUCGGCGGAGGGCUCUCAAGAUCACUUGCAUACUUUUCAAUUAUAUUGAGACACUACGAAUUGAUUGUUGCACUUGUGUGCCUGCUCCCCUUCAGCUCCUGGCUCACAGUUAUUUUGCCUGUGCUCCCAUUGCCCCUUCUCCCACUGUGGACCUUCAGCUGCUGGAGUUUGUCAAGACUUUAUUUGUGCAUAUCACUCCCAACACGACUGCUUGGUGUGAAACACUCAAAGUCUUUCUGGCUGGCCGUGGGUAUCAACUUACCACCAAGGUUAGUGAAGCAUCUGUAUUGAAUUUUGGUCGUCUUGAUCAAUAUUAUUGUAGGAUAAUCUUCACCGUUGAUUUGGUAACGCCUAUCAUUGGUACUCUUUACUCUGCAUGA
Messenger RNA from Suillus bovinus, 558 nucleotides. RefSeq lists its product as uncharacterized. Bases 1 to 558 code for a protein of 185 amino acids. The transcript has 2 exons. The record is from RefSeq and is a predicted model, not a curated record. Lineage: Eukaryota; Fungi; Basidiomycota; Agaricomycetes; Boletales; Suillaceae.